This is a messenger RNA of Paramuricea clavata, 1247 nucleotides long. Lineage: Eukaryota; Metazoa; Cnidaria; Anthozoa; Malacalcyonacea; Plexauridae. The record is from the annotation of a GenBank genome assembly.
AUGAAUACCACAGAAAGAGAACUCCAACCUGGCUUCAGGAGGAGUCGUAUGACAUCCGUAAAAGGUCCCAGAACUAGAAGUGUUGUAACUUUUAAUCCAACAACUAUUGGUCCAGGUGAAGAGCUGUACAUUAACAUCCCCAAACUAAAGCCUGACUCUUGUUUAGUCCCCGGAUCGUUUGCACUAUUAUUUGACUUCAAAAAUUCCAAUACAAAGAGCCAUUUCAAUAACAACCUGUCUAAGUUGAUAGCUAAACGUCUUCAGAUUAAAGUAGCAGGUGAAACAGCUUAUGACUGUUCAGGAGAGAGUUUGUACGAAAUAUACAAAGAUCUAUGGCUAACACUAGGUGACAGAAAGAAGAUGACUGAACAGGGCCUUGCAAGUGAGAAUCUCAGGAAGCUGAUAUCAGGCGACGACUCAGGUGUAAAGGUAGGUGAUGUUGGUAAAGUAGCAGAUGCACUCCUCCACAGUGUGUACGGUUCUAAGCUGAGAAAACCAAUUGAUAAAAUAAUUGCAGACCAUGGACUCUACACACCGUUCUACAUGAAUAACAAUCCUAUGUACAUCCUUACUCUCCCACAAGCAGAUGAGAUUAUGACUGCCCAAGGAGGUGAACAAGUAGAUGGCUAUAAACUGGACAAUCUUGAGUUAGAAUACGAGACUAUUGAGAAUGACACCCUUGCGAGUGAAGUAUCAAGGAUGUAUUCAACGGGUCGCUCACUGUCCUACAAACACGUCACUCUUUUGCGUACAAGUAAUUGGGACAAAGAUCUUACCAUUGUCAAUGAGAACAUUAAUAUCCCCAGGAAGAGCAUGUCAGCAAUUGUCCUUCUAUUUACCAACAGAGUGAGAACUGAUAGUGAAGAAUAUAUUUACCCAAACAUUGAUAAAGUGAACCUGACCAUUGAAGGUGUGCCUAAAUGCAGUUUUCUCCCAAGGACUUCCUAAAAAUAGGUUCUUUGAAGAGGCAAAAACGAUUCUUCUGCCCUAUGUGCGAGAAAUCAAUGGCAGACGAAUUUAUGUCCAUCAGUAAGUUCUUCAGCAACGGUUUUGCUCUAGUAAUCGAUCUUAGAUCAACACAAGAUGAUACCACAGGUGGAGGUAAGAAGAUUGUUAACACACAGUCGGGAGUACUCCUGGAAAUCAAAAAGAGAGCCACAACAGCUGACGUUCAAUGCAACAUUUUUGUUGUAUCAGAUGCUCUCCUUAACUUUGCCAAUAGAGAUCUAUCAAGUAUUCAAUACUAA